This is a messenger RNA of Gymnodraco acuticeps, 755 nucleotides long. RefSeq names its product DNL-type zinc finger (gene dnlz). The record is from RefSeq and is a predicted model, not a curated record. Gene Ontology annotation, molecular function: protein-folding chaperone binding; zinc ion binding. Bases 100 to 687 code for a protein of 195 amino acids. The transcript is spliced from 3 exons. Gene Ontology annotation, cellular component: mitochondrion. NCBI's taxonomy places the organism in Eukaryota, Metazoa, Chordata, Actinopteri, Perciformes, Bathydraconidae. Gene Ontology annotation, biological process: protein stabilization; protein folding; protein import into mitochondrial matrix.
AUACCAUUAAUUUGAAAAUACCAAAAUGCGUGAUGUCAUCGGGCCGCGACAAACUAUACGUUGAAAUCGCAUGCAAAGCCAUUGUAAACACUACCUGAAAUGUCGCUUUUACUAACAUGUUUGGAUAUGUUACGUUCACCGGCUUCUUCCAGGAUGAUGCUGCCUGUCUGCCGGUUCAUUCGAGGUUUUUCUCGGAGUCUUUCAGCACCGUCUGGGCCCGGUGUGGUUCUCAGCUGCAGCCGAAAAAGAGCCCUGAAGUCCGGGCAUCUCCUCUUCUGUCAGCCGGAGUUACCUGCAGACAUCAGAUCCAGAGAAUUCUCCUCUUCACUGAGGGUCAGAAGUGACGCAAUUGGAAAGAUCGAAUCAAAACAUUACCAGCUCGUUUACACAUGCAAGGUUUGCUCUACCAGGUCCACAAAGAGGAUAUCGAAGCUGGCCUAUCACAAAGGAGUUGUGAUCGUGACGUGUCCGGGGUGUGAGAACCAUCACAUCAUCGCUGACAACCUGCGCUGGUUCUCCGACCUGGAAGGGAAGAGGAACAUCGAGGAAAUCCUUGCUGCCAAAGGAGAGACUGUGAGGAGGGUGGAUGGGAGUUCUGCUUUUGAAAUCGUGGUGGAUGAAUCUGGGAAAGAAAGGUCACAAUGUGAAGACAACACAGAAAAAUCAGACCCAGAAAAACAACAAUGAUACCUUUAGUAUGUGUAUUGUGAGAUGUUUUAUAUUUUAUUCUAUAAUAAAAAAGCUGUUUCAAUCAA